AAUAAAAUCCAUUCGUAAGGACAAAAUUAAGGAUGAGCAAGAUAUGGUUCACAUCAGACGGGAGAUUGAGAUCAUGUCAUCCCUCAGCCACCCUCAUAUCAUCACCAUAUAUGAAGUGUUUGAAAAUAAAGAUAAGAUUGUGAUCAUCAUGGAGUAUGCAAGUAAAGGAGAAUUGUAUGAUUACAUCAGUGAGAGGCGGCGAUUAAGCGAAAGAGAGACAAGACACUUCUUUCGACAAAUAGUCUCUGCUGUACAUUACUGCCACAAGAACGGUGUUGUCCACAGGGACCUAAAGUUGGAAAACAUCCUUCUUGAUGACAAUUUUAAUAUUAAGAUUGCUGAUUUUGGACUCUCCAACCUUUAUCACAAAGACAAGUUUCUGCAGACCUUUUGCGGAAGCCCACUGUAUGCUUCCCCUGAAAUAGUUAAUGGAAGACCUUACAGAGGCCCAGAGGUUGACAGCUGGGCCCUUGGUGUAUUGCUUUACACUCUGGUUUAUGGAACGAUGCCCUUUGAUGGCUUCGAUCACAAAAAUCUCAUCAGGCAGAUCAGCAGUGGAGAAUAUCGUGAGCCAACACAGACCUCAGAUGCUCGUGGUCUUAUCAGAUGGAUGCUGAUGGUGAACCCUGAACGCCGAGCAACUAUCGAAGACAUUGCCAACCACUGGUGGGUUAACUGGGGCUACAAGAGUAGUGUUUGUGACUGUGAUGCCAUGAGGGACUCCGAGUCCCCAUUGCUGGCAAGAUUCAUUGAUUGGCAUCACCGUGCUACUGGCCUCCAACCAGAGACUGAUACCAAAACAAAGUGCCUUUCUAAGCCCAAAGGUCCUGAAGUCACACUAGAGAGACAAAGGUCUCUAAAAAAAUCAAAAAAGGAAAAUGACAUUGCACAGUCCAUCCAGGAAGGGGGAGCUGAAAAUGCAUCCAAACCCACCUCCAAGAGACCCAAAGGCAUCCUGAAGAAAAGGAGCAACAGUGAACAUCGAUCUCACAGUGCAGGUUUCAUUGAAGGAGUGGUCAGCCCAGUGUUACCCUCUGCUUUUAAGCUGGAGCAAGAGUUGUGUAGGACUGGCGUAGCCAUUAAAAGUGUUGUGGAGGGAGAGGUAGCGGGCAAAUACGGCACUAAGCAGUCUUCACUAAUGCCAAAAAAAGGAAUCUUAAAGAAAACUCAGCAGAGGGAGUCUGGCUACUACUCCUCUCCAGAACGAAGUGAAUCUUCUGAACUCUUGGACAAUAAUAAUGAGACAGUAAACAGUGACACUUCUCCAGGGGUCACAGAGCCAUCCAGAAAUGGGUCUUACAGCCACUCCUGUAGGCGUAAGGGCAUCUUGAAACAUAACAGCAAGUAUUCUACCAGCAGCACUGAAUCUGCUUUGAUUAGCCCUGACACACCAACUCUGGAGGCCAUGGAAGAAGUGGUCCUGCCUGGGGAUGCAUUACCUCGAAGUUACAGUCGCCCUUCCAGCGUGAUUAGUGAUGACAGUAUUUUGUCCAGUGACUCCUUUGAUUUGCUGGAUUUGCAAGAGAACAGGCCAAACAGACAGAGGAUACGGAGCUGUGUCUCUGCUGAAAAUUUCCUCCAGAUCCAAGACUUCGAAGGACUUCAGAACCGCCCACGGCCACAGUAUCUAAAGCGUUAUCGCAACCGUCUGGGGGACAGCAGUUUUUCCCUUCUCACAGACAUGGAUGAUGUGACUCAGGUCUACAAGAAAGCCCUAGAGAUCUGCAACAAACUCAACUAG
Molecule: messenger RNA, 1741 nt
Organism: Phaethon lepturus (White-tailed tropicbird)
Lineage: Eukaryota; Metazoa; Chordata; Aves; Phaethontiformes; Phaethontidae
Gene: NUAK1
Product: NUAK family, SNF1-like kinase, 1
Exons: 6
Coding region: 44-1741 (565 amino acids)
Biological process (GO): intracellular signal transduction; protein phosphorylation; microtubule cytoskeleton organization
Cellular component (GO): cytoplasm
Molecular function (GO): ATP binding; protein serine/threonine kinase activity; tau-protein kinase activity
Source: RefSeq, a predicted model, not a curated record